Molecule: messenger RNA, 899 nt
Organism: Phaedon cochleariae (mustard beetle)
Lineage: Eukaryota; Metazoa; Arthropoda; Insecta; Coleoptera; Chrysomelidae
Source: the annotation of a GenBank genome assembly
GAAGAUGAGUUGUUUUUAUGCUAUUUGAAAUGAUGAAUUAUUCUAGAAAUUAACAUUUUGGAAGCUUUCGAACACAGAACGUCGUAAUUCAUAUCAAAAUAUGAGUUUCAAUCAGUUUGAAUCUGAGUUAUUGAGCGAGUGGUUGAUCGAAAUGCAAGAUAAUGAAACAAGUUACGUUGAACCAGUAUUAGAUGAAAGGUGCACCAUCCUCAUGAAAGAAAUAUGUAACAUGCUCAAACAAGAUGUCCAUGUUUUCAUUUACGCUGUGAAUAUUCUGCAGGAGUAUAUAAUCAGAAAAGCUAAAAAAGCAGAAGAAAUACAAGAUUCUGCUCUUUCGACUGUAGUGGCCAUUUUCAUAUCCAGCAAGUAUAUAGGAGAUCAAGAUCUGAAAAUUACUGGUAUUGAAGCAAUUUUGAAAAAAAUUACAGGUCAACAGUAUAGCUCCAAGAAGAUUAGACAAUCUGAAGUUGAAUUUUUGAAUGAACUAGGAAAUAACUUACCCAUCCAAAAUGAUGUGGAUGAUUUGAAUACCUUCAUUGUACAGUUUGAAAGGGAAUGUAAAAUCAAAGCUUCAAUAACUCUAUUAUGUUUAGAUGUACUGGAAAUGUUAUAUUUAACAAAGAAACAGUGGUUCAAUGAACUCAAAAACAUGUAUACUAUGAGUGAUGAAGGCUUUCAGAUAUUUAAAAAGGUAAUGACAUGCAGGUUCUACUUACCUAUUGGAAUAUUAGUGUAUGUAUUCAAAAAUACUUCAUACAAUCACAGUUUUGAUGUAGAUACUAUAUGCAGUGAUCUGGCAAAUCGUUCCCAAAUACACGUUGAUCACAUCAGUGCUUUGGUAUCAACAAUUGGCAGUGUUUUCCAGGAAAUAAUGCUUAGUGUUUAAAAAACUAUAAUCU